This is a messenger RNA of Exophiala dermatitidis NIH/UT8656, 1329 nucleotides long. Its product is annotated as endonuclease III. NCBI's taxonomy places the organism in Eukaryota, Fungi, Ascomycota, Eurotiomycetes, Chaetothyriales, Herpotrichiellaceae. The transcript has a single exon. Gene Ontology annotation, biological process: base-excision repair. The coding region runs from base 1 to 1329 and encodes 442 amino acids. Gene Ontology annotation, molecular function: catalytic activity. The record is from RefSeq and is a predicted model, not a curated record.
AUGUCAAGGCCCACGCGGACAGCGCCGGCGAUGGCAAGAAGAAUCACCCGCAGCAGCACCGGCACCACCGCCCGAAGGCAGCAAUUACAAGCAGUGAAAGAGCAGCCACAGCCACCCAGCGCUGGCCCGAUGGUCAAGCAGGAGAAAGAGAAAAUACCAUCUGCACCACCACCACCGCGCUCAUCGACCCCACGAAAGCGAGCAGCCGCCGCAGCAGACAGAGAGGCUAAGAGCCGGAAGAGGAUCAAGACAGAAGAGGAAGAAAACAAGUUGGCGCUUGCUACAAGUACCACCGGCAGUAGGAGUACCAGCCGAACCAACGACUCGGACGUCAACGUCAGCCCUAGGCCCGGCAGGAGAGAGAUAAAUACUCGCAACCCGAGUCCAAACGACCUGGACACAAAGACGAAGACGAAGAAGACGGUGACAUCCUCCUCCGCCACUGGCAGCGCGGCCAAGGAGGUUUCCAAGCAACAACUCCAAACCAAAAAACUAAAAUCCUACGCCCAAUUCGCGAACCAAUCCCCCUUCCCCGACUUCCCUCAUCCAACACCAGCAGAAUGCAAACUCGCCCACCGGAUCCUAAUUUCCCUUCACGGGCCUCGCACGCGACCCAAAGAAGUAAUCGCAUCCACCACCCGAGCAGGCUGCGGCGACUCGCCCUCAGUUCUCGACGCACUAGUGCGCACCAUCCUGUCCCAAAACACCAGCGACGUGAACUCGACCCGGGCAAAACUCAACAUGGACAAGGUCUACGGCGGCAGUGACAAAUGGGAAGCCAUUGCAGCCGGAGGCCAAGCGAAACUUCAAGAAGCCAUCAAAUCCGGUGGGCUGAGUGCCGUGAAAUCAAAAGUCAUUAUUUCCAUCUUGAACCAAGUGUAUGAAAAAUAUGGCGUGUAUUCAUUGGACCAUUUGCAUAGUGCUUCGAGUGAGGAUGCGAUGCGCGAAAUGUUGUCGUUUCAGGGCGUCGGCCCCAAGACCGCCAGUUGCGUUUUGUUGUUUUGUCUGCAGCGUGAGAGUUUUGCGGUUGAUACUCAUGUUUGGCGGAUUACGGGACUUCUAGGGUGGCGGCCGAAGAGUGCUUCGAGAGAUGAAACUUAUGCGCAUUUGGACUCGAAAAUUCCGGAUGAAGAUAAAUAUGGGUUGCAUAUUUUGUUGGUUACGCAUGGGAAACGGUGUGAUGAGUGUAAGGCCGGUGGGAAGAAUUUAGGUCGGUGUGAGUUGAGAAAGGCUUUUAGGAAAGCGAAAGUGGAGGGUGAAGCUGGCGACGAGGAGAAAAUUGAGGAGAUUGAAGAAAUAAAGAAGGAGCAGAAAGAACAAAGUGGCUGA